AUGUAUCCGUCAUCAUCACGAAGUGAACUUGAAGUUAAUAGCACAGCAUCACAACUACCUACUUUGCUCACCAUACCUUCAACUGCCUACUUAUCACAGUCACAUUCAUCCAUAGACUAUCUACCGAACAGUUAUUCACCACCACCACAAGAUCCAGCAUAUCAAACAAACACCACCGCUACCACUACUACAGCCACAUCAAAGCAGCUUUUUCCGCAGAACAAGCCGAAGAAACGCAUUCAGGUACGAUGGAAUGUGUGUAACAAUUUCGUCCUGUGUUUUAUUCUUUUCUUUACAUUUUUUAUUGUUCUUUGUGUUUUCUCACCAUACAAAAUUGAGGCUGUACCGUGUCAUUCGAAUUCAAUAUGUGCUAAUUGCAAAACAACUGAAACAACAUUGUGGAGAAGAGCAAAAACUGGAGAAAUCGAAUGCAACGCAUGUAACUUGUAUUUUCGCAAGAACAAUACGAAGAGACCGAUGUCGUUGUGCAAGGACACAAUUAUGAAGAGGAAUCGGAAGCCACGUGCCGACACAUUAUCCACCGCGGCGAAACAUUCGGUAUCCGGAAGAUGA
This is a messenger RNA of Angiostrongylus costaricensis, 573 nucleotides long. Lineage: Eukaryota; Metazoa; Nematoda; Chromadorea; Rhabditida; Metastrongylidae. The record is from the annotation of a GenBank genome assembly.